AUGCUGCCCUCCGGAUCAUAUCUCCAGCUUCCGACCGAGACUGGUGACCAUCCGUUGUCGCCUGGGCUCCAAGUGUCUCCCUUGUUGGAUUCCUCGAUCGUGUCGCCGUCGUUGCUUUCGUCGUCCACUUCAAGGUCGCCUUCGGUGAUUUCUUCCCAUUCGCAAGGUGCCAAUAAGCCGAUUGAUUUUGGCUUUCUCUCGGCAGACGGACCGACAAAUACCAAUCUCGGUAGCAGGACUCGGCAUCGAUCUGGCACCCUUCCCUCGCGUUUCAGCUCGAAUCAGCAGCAACAGCAGCAACAGUUGUUUGCGGCUGGAUCUCCGAGUCCGAGUCUAAACCCCAUGGAUGCGUUUUCUUCUCAUCCAAUUGCCCUUUCUGCUCUGUCCACUCCGACAAGACUGAGGUCUUCUUCAUUCCAGAGCUCAAUAUGGAAUGAGCCUCAACAGUCGCCGUUUCACGCAGUUGCUCCUGCGAUACCAGAGUCUUCUGCGUUUCAAAUUCCUCAACUGAACAUCGACUCACCGGCCAGAACCAGGUCAUACUCUACAAACGCGGCGUUAUUCGAUAAACAGAUCCAUCUCCAGCAAUUUGCGUCGCCUUCUACCAUCCAGGAGGAGUACUCCGCGGAAUAUGAUCCACGGCCACGUGCCCAGACGUAUUCUACCAGUCCUUUGAACAACGUUGCCAGUCUCAACUUCAGCAAUAUUGCCGCUCCAAUGGAAACCGUGGGGAUCAUGGAUUACCCUCUUUUGGUAGAUCGGAUUCCUCAGGACAAGGUAACCUUCACAUCUACUUUUCAGGACUCUUCACUGGGUCCCACCAACACGUUGGUGCUGGUGAAUUUACCCAAUAAUGAUCUCGUCACCCCGCUGAACUUCUACAAGAUGCUCGGUCGCUUCGGAAAGUUGACAAGUGUUCGGGUUUUGGUGUGCACUAAUGGUGAUCUGAUAGUCCUGACGGAGUUCGAAAGUAUCGAGAGUGCAAUGCAGUGCAAGGCUUCUUUGAAUCACCAGGAGCUGGUCCCUGGAUUGAGUUGUAUUGUUUCGUUCGCGAGAAUAUUGAGUAUACGUGAUACCCCUUCUCCGGAUUUCACUGCAAAGCAGCAGCAGACUAUUCCAACUCAGCCAAUUCAGCAGCAACAGCAACAACAGCAUCAACAACAACAACCACAGCCUAAGCAACAUACUCACCAGCAACUGCCAACGGAAGACCGGAACGGACUCCCCGGCCAGUAUCUUCGAGACGAUGAAUUCUCUCGCGUUGUAGGCGCUCUUGGAGGAUCUGAACUGGACUAUACACACCUCCAGAGGAUUUUACAGAAUUCUGUGAGGUACGGAAGGGAAAUUCAGAAAGAGGGUCUCGGUCCGUUGCCUGGCCAACUCGGACUUCGUGAGUUUGAUUCUCCUAAACUCCGCGAAAUCAGAAAGGCCAUCGACUCAGAGCAACUUUCUCAGCAAGAGGUUGAAGAGCUGGCAUUGGCAAUGCUGGACGAGCUUCCGGAACUUGCCAGUGACUACCUCGGUAACACCAUUGUUCAAAAGCUGUUUGAUAUCUGUUCCAGUCCUAUCAGAGACAUCAUGCUAAAAUACCUUGCACCUUUUCUUUCCCAGAUGGGUGCACACAAAAACGGGACCUGGGCAGCUCAGAAGAUCAUUUCAACUGCUCAGUCUAAUCGUGAAAUGAUGCUAAUAUCCCGGAAUUUGGCGCCCUACUGUUCAGCUCUUUUCAACGACCAAUACGGCAAUUACGUCGUCCAUUGUGCACUCAAGUUUGGACCUCCAUACUCUGAUUUCAUUAUCGAGUCCAUCAUGGGUGAUUUCAGCAACAUCGCAAAGGGAAGAUUUGGAGCACGUGCUAUCAGAACGUGUCUCGAAAGCACAGACCUCACCAAGUCUAUAUUAGUUGCGGUAUCAGCAUGCAUCGUAUUUCACGCUUCAUCAUUAGUCACCAACUCAAACGGCUCUUUGCUUAUCACUUGGUUGCUGGAUACUUGUUCGCUGCCAAACAGACACCAACUGCUGACUCCGAAGCUUAUUCCCCAGCUUGGUCAGUUGUGCAUCCACAAACUGGCCCAUCUGACUAUUUUGAAGAUACUGAACCAUAGAGGUGAUACAGUUUGCAGGAAUCAGAUUCUUUCGCGGAUCUAUGGUGAUUUGCCUAUAGAAGAGCCUUACGAGUUGGAACCGGCUCCUUUGCUCAAGGAGAUCUUGGCGGACACGAAUCACGGAACUACUUUCAUCUACAAAACUUUGAGCAUUCCCCUUUUGCCUUCAACAGUGCGCAACUUCAUGUUGGAUCAAAUUAGACUGGCCUUGAGCGAGCUCAAUGCCAGCUCUCAGCAGGGCUACAAACGUUUGAUGGAGGAAGUUUCAUUUUCCUCUUCUAAAGAGUCUCGGCACCAGAGAGUCCAUUCUAAGAAGCCAAGAGGUAAUCGGAAUGGGCACUCCAACUCUAUGUUCUUCCCUGGCCAGAACCUAAAUGGAAACAGCACAAUUGGUACCGGGAUCGAACCUCCGGUGCUAGAUUACAACUUUGGGAAUCCCCAGUAUGAUAGCUUUCGUGUUGUGCCUCAGGUUUCGCAACAACAAGCCUCAGACUUACUCAGACAGAUGGAGCAGUUGAAUCUGAGCAAGUCGUUGCCCCAACAGAGUCAAUUCUCAUACGACCAGCAAUAUCAUCCCGGAUACCACCAGAGGGCACCACCUGAGCAGAUUAACCAACAGUAUUUCAUCAACAAUAAUAGGAGAGACGAGGAAGUAUACUAUGGGUAA
Messenger RNA from Kuraishia capsulata CBS 1993, 2772 nucleotides. RefSeq lists its product as uncharacterized. NCBI's taxonomy places the organism in Eukaryota, Fungi, Ascomycota, Pichiomycetes, Pichiales, Pichiaceae. The coding region runs from base 1 to 2772 and encodes 923 amino acids. The record is from RefSeq and is a predicted model, not a curated record. Gene Ontology annotation, molecular function: RNA binding. The transcript has a single exon.